CAGGGAAUUUGACGGGUGUUCACAAUCGCCAAUGCUAAGUUAUCUAGGCCGGAUCCAGUUUCACUCAGGUGAAAGAGUGAUGCUUAAAUACUACCUUGUUGCCCUGUAGUCGUGUAGGGAUAAACGGAUUUUCCAAAUUGUAGCUCGUAAUCUUGGAAUUGUUUCGGAGGAAAGAGAGAACAACGAACAACAGCUGCUGGCCGCGGGGAACACAGAACAGGUGACAGACAGGCGUUGCAGAGCCGCACCUCACUAGCCGACCUCCAAGAACAGAUUAACACAACCUCCACCCAUCUCCAUUUAUCAAUUUAUCAUCUCGCCACAUAUAUAUAAUCCGUACAUAUCCGGACGCAAAGCACCUUCAUCUUCAGCGUCAACCGAGGGAUUUACCUACUUUUCUUUCCCGGGAGCCCCAUUCUAGUCGCCCUUAUAAAUAUAUGCCGCAGUGCCCCUCCAUUAUUGCAUAUCACCACCUCCCCUCAUACAUUUAUUCAUUCAGCAGCAUUGUGUAUAACUCUGAAACCGUGGCCUUGUAGCCUAUUAUUAUAUACUACGUGUCCACAUCAUCGCCGACCUGGCCAAUAAAUUUUGUAUUGAUCCGGUCAACUCAUCUGGCAAAACAAGGCAUCAUCUAGACACUUUAUCUUCCCCUAGUUAAACGUCGUCCCUCCAUCCUACGAAAACCUCUAAUCGGGCACAAAUCCAUCCAAACAUACUGCUCUCUUACCGACUUCACACAUAUUCCGCUUGCCUUCUAUCUGUCGAGUCCGACAGUCACUAAAUUUCGGACUGUGGUUUCCACAUCGUUGGCCCCCUUCUGAGUGAUUUUCCCUUCGAGUACCUUCUACGCAUCGCGGUUUCCAUUUUCCUAGGAAAUUUCUUUUGCUAUUCAGAGUGCCUACGAUGAGCUUCUGAACUUAUUUUUAUUUUAUUUUUUUAUAACUUGGAAAGAUCCUCAUUGCGUCGUUCAGCUUAGUUGACGUCUACCAAAAGGGGCCUGGGAAAUUACAAGGAGGACAUCUCAUUCCGUUGAAACUUUUGGCUAGAAAACCUUCCAAGAUCAACACGAACGUGCCCGCGGUAAAACGGACUUCCUAAAUCAUGAGCUAUUCUCGCCAUCGACAACCCUCCCCGGUCCGCAAACCUUUUGUUGAUCCCAUGAGAGCAUCUACUGGGAAUAUAGUGGUCGGUUCGGACAUAGAUCCAUACAAUAUCCCUAGGGUUGCCUAUGAUGGAUAUUAUUCAUCCAGUAUCGCAGGAGAUCGGAACUUAGAUUCGCAUUAUAGAAGUUAUUACUACCCCAGGCGAUCUCCUCGUCUUAAUGAGGACCGUCCUAUUGACACUCACCCCAUUUCAUCUCAGGCAUAUCGCUUAACGAAUCAGCCAAUCACCUCGCGAACCGAAUAUGCGGUUCGGCCGAGGAGCAAUACAUCGUCCGUCGCUGAUUCUAGUCGUAACCCUCUAGGCGUCACCAAGCCGCCAUCAAACCUGUUAUUUGCUGGGUACGAUGGUAGCCGUCCUCCAAGGCCAUCAUCAUACUAUGCAGCAAAUGACGCGGAGCGAUAUCUUGUCCCUGCAUCAUCCUUGCCUUCAAGACAUCGUCGGAUAUUUAGUUCUGAUGAUCGAGAAGGUCGAUUAACGCUUGACGACAACAAGGAAGCAACGGCUCGUAUGGAGAAUGCAAGGUAUUUAGUUGCCGGGAGGAGCCCGCGAAGAGCAUACCCAGUUCCUACCCCAAUAAAUAAGCCGCAGAGCAUCGACAUAGGCGAUUCCUAUUCAUAUACCAAUCCCGCAGAGCAGUUUUAUAGGGACUUUGAGGCUACUCAAGACUAUCGACGCGAUAAUUUCGAAAGAAGAAAAGCUAGACCUUUAAGCUUAACCGGCUUGGAACGCUACCUACCUCAUAUUCCUAUAGACUCCAGAGACUCCGGCCCACCCCCUUCUACGAGAGGGUUCGAUAAAAUUAGCAGAGGAGAAAUACCUCGAUCACCAUCUCAAAACAGAAUAGGUGGUGCAGCAUCCCAUUCAUUUGACAUUCCUCGACGGAGGACCAAGGUUCCUGUCUCCCUUCACCAGGACAGAGACAAAAUCUCAAAAGACCACGAAUACGACGACUCGAGAGAACUCCAGAGUUACGAAGGCCGUUACGACGAUAGUCCUUCCAUCACCGAAGAUUUCCACCACCGAAAUCACCGUGAAGAUAUGCGGUACCGACAAGUUCCACGGAUAGACACUGAAAUUAAAGGCACCGAAGACAUACCAGGCUCCAGCGGCCUUGCUACAGCGAGUCUAACCGGUGGUUACUCAAAGGAUUUACGCCAAGGGUACGAUGAUGAUCUUGGUACUCGGGCCGAUGGGAGAAAGGCCAGGGAUCUAACCUGUGGUGGUAGGUCAAGCCACAAGCAUGACCAGCCAACCAAAAUACAAUCUGAAGAUGAAACAGAUACAGAUGAGCAACUCUCAGAUAAGGAUCAAAGAAGACGCCGAUAUGCAGCCACUGAACAUUCACGAAAGGACCACUCGGAAGGUCCUACGGCAGCUCGCCGCACUUACCGUCUCAAUGACUCCGAAUAUGACAACCUUGAUCCAAGGCGACUAGAGGAACCAUCCCAUCGACCCUCAGAGAGACUUCUUUCAGACGGUUUCAUCGUCUCUACCCCCGUCGAUAUCUCCGAUGAGCGUCAAAGGAAACCGUACCAUGUGGAAUUAACUCGUCCCAAAGAACCUGAACAGCUUCCAAAGGGAAUCCUGAAACCCCCAAAGGAUAAGUUCCCCGAAGACCGUACAACUGUAAGAGAGGGAGUCGCUCCGUUAAAAGAUGCAACGAAAAAGGGUAUUCCCAAAGGUGCACGUUGGACCAAAGUAGAUCGAAAACUUGUCACUCCGGCCGCUCUGGAGGGAGAACGUUUCGAGGAACGCCCUGAUUAUAUAAUUGUUUUAAGGGUCCUUACAUUAGAAGAGAUUGAGGAGUUUGCUGCAAAGUCAGCAGAAAUUAGAGCAGCUAGAUACGAGGCCUACCGCAAUGAACGCCGUAGACGUCGAGAUGAUGGUGAACAUAGCGAUGAGGAACGCAAGCCUCGCCUUGCCAUUGAAUCAACCCCUGACUCUAGGCGCCGUUCACCCCCUAAUUCCUACUAUUCUGAGUCAUAUAAGUCUCGUGCGCCACGAUCAUAAGACGUAAAAAAUGAUCAUGAUGCAUGUAUCACUUUGUUCGAAACACUCUAAUUCAUUUCAAUGAUUUCAUAUAUAUUACUUCGAUUAUAUUUUUGGAUAUCCCCAAAAUCAACUUGAUGUUUUUCUUCAUAUUAUUUGCUUUCUAAGUGACUGCCCAAAUAAUAUUGCUUCUGGAUAUAGGAAAAGGACGAACCAAAUAUGUGGCACUCUUGCUGAUAUCUUGCAUGGAGCUGUUUGAACGAUGCCACGGAUCAACAUGAUGGCUGCUCUGAUGUCUGAUGUUUUGGCUAUCAUUUCUUUCUUUUCUACUUUAUUUAUUUAUUUAUUUAUUUUUCUUGGGAAAACUUCGUCCACUUAAUGGAUUAACAAAUGCUAUUUUUUCGUGUCUUGGAUUAAUACUAAUCAAUUAAUCCUUCCUGGGUUACACGUUCGCUUUCUUCAUUCUUCCCUCCACAAGAUCGUUUGGCGGUCCUUCAAAAACGACAUUCAAUAGUUUUCUUGGGUUAAUUCCAAGUUGAUUGAGAUACAAUUUACUAAUUUCCAUUCCGCUCUCGCCUGUAAUUGUGCAUCCACGCUUGAAGUUAUCUGGAACAUACUUUCAGAUGUUUGAGCGUGGUUGUCAUGCCACGCCGCGCUUAUCGCCCAACAGUCGUUUCGGCAAAAUUAAACCC
Blastomyces gilchristii SLH14081 is the source of this 3845-nucleotide messenger RNA. RefSeq lists its product as uncharacterized. NCBI's taxonomy places the organism in Eukaryota, Fungi, Ascomycota, Eurotiomycetes, Onygenales, Ajellomycetaceae. Bases 1102 to 3174 code for a protein of 690 amino acids. The transcript has 2 exons. The record is from RefSeq and is a predicted model, not a curated record.